AGUUGUGCAGUGAGCAGAAACACUAGUGAAGACGAUCACAACCACUGAUGCCUAAUGCUAAAAAACAGACGUUUACAUCAGAGGUGCUUAUAGACUCAUACUAGUGGUCUAACGUUACUGAAACCAUGGGUAUAAGUGACAUUAUGAGGCUGGAUGUGACCUCAGUUUGGCUUGUGCUCUCAGUGGUGGCGGUCGCAGCUGGUGUCUUUUAUCUCUACAGUCUGAUACUCAGGCAUUUAUCCAAGACAACUGUCAGGAACAAAGUGGUGCUAAUUACGGAUUCGCUGUCAACACUUGGAAAUGAAUGUGCACAACUCUUCCAUACUGGAGGAGCCAGACUGAUCCUUUGCGGAAGUAACUGGGAAAAGUUGGAGACUCUAGCUGAGAGGCUGAUGACUGAAUCAGAUCCAGCACUUACAUUUCCGCCCAAACUAGUGGAGCUGGACUUCAGUAACAUGAAGAGCGUUCCUGAGGUGAUUUCUGAGAUCCUGGAGUGUUACGGCUGUCUGGAUGUUCUCAUCUUCAAUAGCAGUAUGAAGGUGAAGGCUCCUGUACAGUGUCUGUCCCUUGAGAUGGACAGGACCGUCAUGGAUGUGAACUACUUUGGGCCGAUCACGCUGGUUAAGGGUGUUCUCUCGUCACUGAUCUGCAGAAGAACAGGUCACAUUCUUCUAGUCAACAGCAUUCAGGGAAAACUGACGAUGCCCUUCCGCGCCACCUAUGCUGCCUCCAAGCAUGCCGUUCAGGCUUUCUUUGACUGUCUGCGGGCUGAGGUUCAGGAAUAUGGAAUAACUGUCAGCACGGUCAACCACACCUUCAUAAAGACUCCCAGCACAAACUCAGCGGAUGAAAUCACAGCAAAAUCCAUGUGGACAGACGUCAAACCCAACUCCCUUGGUGUGACCCCUAAAGAGAUGGCAACUGAGCUCCUGAAGACUCUGAGCAGUAAGAAGAAGGAGAUCUUGAUGGCCCACUCCAUCCCUAAAGCAGCUCUCUAUGUCAGAUCUCUCUUUCCCAACUUGUUCUUCGCCAUCAUGGCAACAGGAGUCAGAAACACUGCAGCUGUGGAGAUGCCUGAUGAUUGAAGGACAUUGGUUUUUACUAGAGCUGUAUAGUAUUAAAAAUGUGCCACUGUGCUGUAGUUCUUAAAUUAGAAGAAAACUUUCAAGUCAGUAUGACUGUGGAUUUGCUGUGACUUUGUGAGUCUUGGAAAAAACAAAGAAAUAAAUAUGAAAUCAAUCAA
Sinocyclocheilus rhinocerous is the source of this 1243-nucleotide messenger RNA. RefSeq names its product dehydrogenase/reductase SDR family member 7C-B-like. Gene Ontology annotation, biological process: intracellular calcium ion homeostasis. The transcript has 8 exons. Bases 126 to 1085 code for a protein of 319 amino acids. Lineage: Eukaryota; Metazoa; Chordata; Actinopteri; Cypriniformes; Cyprinidae. Gene Ontology annotation, molecular function: oxidoreductase activity, acting on the CH-OH group of donors, NAD or NADP as acceptor. The record is from RefSeq and is a predicted model, not a curated record.